Messenger RNA from Neoarius graeffei (lesser salmon catfish), 6477 nucleotides. It is a transcript of the gene f5, whose product is annotated as coagulation factor V. The transcript has 26 exons. The record is from RefSeq and is a predicted model, not a curated record. The coding region runs from base 1 to 6477 and encodes 2158 amino acids. NCBI's taxonomy places the organism in Eukaryota, Metazoa, Chordata, Actinopteri, Siluriformes, Ariidae. Gene Ontology annotation, molecular function: copper ion binding; oxidoreductase activity.
AUGAGGUUUUUACUUUGGCCAGUUGUUUUGGGCCUUCUGUCUUUUCUGAGUCAGUGUACAGAAGCAGUGGAGAGACACUACUACAUCGCUGCAGUUAACAUUAAUUGGGAUUAUACAACAAAUGGAACUCCAAGUAAAGGUCCCAUCUAUAGAAAGACAGUGUACAGGGAAUAUGACCCAGGUUUCAAUACAGUUAAAACAACUCCAUGGUCAGGGCUGCUGGGACCCACACUCCGCGGCCAAGUUGGUGACACCAUCAUUGUCACAUUCAGGAACAUGGCGAAUCAUUCCUGUAGUAUCCAUCCACAUGGCAUUGCUUAUGGAAAACAGUCUGAAGGAGCUUUGUACUUUGACAACACAUCCCAGUUUGAGAAAGAGGAUGAUGUCAUAUUUCCUGGUAAAGAGCAUACAUACUACUGGGAGGUAACUCAAGAUGUGGCCCCAAAGGACGCAGAUCCCCCGUGUGUCACAUACACUUAUUUCUCGCAUCAUGAUAUUGUCAAAGACUACAACACAGGCCUGAUUGGUGCACUGCUAAUUUGUAAGAAAGGCAGCCUUGAUGAGUCUGGAAAGCAGGUCAAUUUUCAUCAGGAAUUUACACUGUUGUUUGGGGUGUUUGAUGAGAGCAACACCUGGUACAGCAAAAGGGAUGCACCACUUAAGAACGAUGUGAAAUACACAAUCAAUGGCUUCACAAAUGGCUCUGUCCCUGAUCUUAAUGUGUGCGCACAUUCCAAAGUAACCUGGCACUUGGUCGGUAUGAAUUCGGAGCCAGAGCUUUUUUCUGUGCACUUCAAUGGCCAGGUUCUGCAGCAGAGUGGGCACAAGGUGUCUUCAAUAGGCAUUAUGAGUGGCACAGCUACCAGCGCAGACAUGGUGGCCAUCUACCCUGGUCGCUGGCUUCUCUCUUCUCACAUUAAUAAACACUUGGAAGCUGGGAUGCACGGCUUCCUGCUUGUUAACACAUGUGAAAAGUUUCCUGCACCAAAGCGAAGGCUCACCAUUAAACAACAGAUAGAGAGUCAAGAAUGGAAUUACUACAUUGCAGCUGAGGAGAUCAUUUGGGAUUAUGGCCCAAAUUUGCCAGAUAAUGUGGACAGGAAUUUUCGGUCAACAUACUUAAAACAGGGUGCAGACCGGAUUGGUAAGAAAUAUAAAAAAGCUGUGUUCACCCAAUAUAAAGAUGAAUCAUUUAAAGAAAGGGCAGAGCAAAAGCAAAGGAAGAAGGAGUUGGGAAUUCUUGGUCCUGUGAUCAGAGCACAGAUCAGAGACAAAAUAAAGAUUGUGUUCAAAAACAAAGCAUCACGUCCGUACAGCAUUUAUCCUCAUGGAUUAACCAUUGAUAAAGCAGCAGAGGGAGCCAAUUACCCUGAGGGAGGGAACCAGAGCCAUGCAGUGCAACCAGGGGAGACUUACACAUACGUGUGGAAAGUCAUUGAGGAGGACGAGCCAUUAAACAGUGAUUCAAGGUGUCUCACCAGGAUGUACCAUAGUGCGGUGAACACUCCACGAGAUAUUGCGUCAGGCCUUGUUGGGCCACUUCUCAUCUGCAAAAGCCAGUCCCUCAGUACCAGGAAUGUCCAGCUGAGAGCAGACAAGGAGCAGCAUGCUAUGUUUACCAUUUUUGAUGAAAACAAGAGUUGGUACCUAAAUGAGAACAUUUUCACAUACUGUGGAGACCCAAAAAAUGUAAAACCAGAUGACCCAGAGUUUUAUAAAUCAAAUGUUAUGCACACAAUUAAUGGUUAUGUGUAUGAAAGUGGUCAAAUCCUGGGGUUUUGCAAUGGUGAGAUUGCAACUUGGCAUGUGUCUAGUGUUGGGGAACAAGAUGACAUCCAAACAGCCACAUUUUAUGGACACACAUUUGAGCUGAACAACAGAGAGGAAGACAUCCUCAGUCUGUUCCCCAUGACAGGAGAGACGAUCUCCAUGAACAUGGCUAAUAUUGGAGUUUGGCUAAUGGCAUCACUGAGCACACAUGAGACCCAGAAAGGAUUAAGAGUAAAGUUUCAGGAUGUGGAAUGCUUUAGAGAUUACAUCAUGGAAUAUCUUUCCAAUGUUAAAGAUGAUGAGAAAGACAACAUCUACGAAGUGUGGAAACCCACAACUGUAAAAGAGUUAGAAAAUGAGAAACACAUACCACCGCAAAGAAAAACUGUUGUUGAUGAAGAAUCUGAUGAUUAUGCAGCACUUCUUGGUUUAAGGACAUUGAACAACUCAGGUGCAAAUUAUAUGGAAUUUUUAGACCUUUCUCGCUUAGAUAAUGAUGGUGUGCUAUGGGACACUGAUAAGAUCCAAAACACAACUCAUUUGGGGUUUGAGUUUGAUAACAACCUUACAACAGAAGCUCUACAAAAUGAAAGCACAACAGAGUCACUGAUCAAAUUCUCUCCAGAGUUGACGCCUGCUAACUCCAUAACCAAUGGAACUGACAGUAUCACCACUAAUCCCACUGCCAUCUCGCUUCUACAAAAUAUUGACAGUGAAAUCACCUCAGAGGACAGACACAAUACAUCAGAAUUAACAGAAGAGAUAAGGCCAUUGUUAUCAACCCAAACAUCAAAUACUCAUAAAGAGAAGGUGGCAGAGGCAGAGACCCUGAAAUUCUCAGGACUAAGCUCUGUGGAGGUGGUCAAUGAUGAUUACAUGUCAAAGGACAACAUACUUAUUUAUAGUGUACCUGCCCUUAACUCUCAUAUUACCAUUACAGACACUGAAGAUAUGAAAAAGUUUGUGCUAUUGGAUAAUGGUGAAGAAACAGAUGCAAAUAGCCACAAGCAUUUAGUUGAAUAUAGUGUCUCACCUACAGAACUUCCUAACAAAACCAUUUUGGAACUGCUGGGCAAUGCCACUCAAACCACAUGGCUUGGGGAUGCCCAAGAAUUAAAUCAUACAAAUAUGAAUUUUGAAUCAUUAUAUGACAUCAGUCAAGGGAACCCCAAAGUGGUUUCAGAUUUUACACUGAAGGUUAGUCAAGAAUUAAAUGGCACCCAAGUGGACUUUGACUUUUCAGUGGAGGAAGAUAAAAAAUUUAAUGGCACCCAAGUGGACUUUGAAUUUUCAGUGGAGGAAGAUAAAAAAUUUAAUGGCACCCAAGUGGACUUUGAAUUUUCAGUGGAGGAAGAUAAAAAAUUUAAUGGCACCCAAGUGGACUUUGAAUUUUCAGUGGAGGAAGAUAAAAAAUUAAAUGGCACCCAAGUGGACUUUGAAUUUUCAGUGGAGGAAGAUAAAAAAUUUAAUGGCACCCAAGUGGACUUUGAAUUUUCAGUGGAGGAAGAUAAAAAAUUUAAUGGCACCCAAGUGGACUUUGAAUUUUCAGUGGAGGAAGAUAAAAAAUUAAAUAGCACCCAAGUGGAUGCCACAUUUUCACUGAAGGAAGAUAAAGAAUUAAAUAGCACCCAAGUGGACUUUGAAUUUUCAGUGGAGGAAGAUAAAAAAUUAAAUGGCACCCAAGUGGACUUUAAAUUUUCAGUGGAGGAAGAUAAAAAAUUUAAUGGCACCCAAGUGGACUUUGAAUUUUCAGAUUCUGAAUUUUCAGUGCAGGAAAAUAUCAGACACAAGGAUAUAGAAAUUACCUGGGAGAAAUUCAGACAUCUUACUAGCAUCCAGGAUCACCUAUACUCAGAUGUUCAAAAAUCCAACAGCACCAAACUAAGCUCCAAAAUUUCCAACAUGCUGUAUGACUCAUUCUUUGAAAGUGAAAGGACAGAGAGAACAAACCUUCCUCAGAAUGUUACAUUCCCUACCAUAGUUCCUUUCACUGACUAUGCACAUAAUGAGACAAUGAGCCCAAAAGUCAGCAACUUCUGGACAUCAUCAGAAGAGUUCAGUUCAGAGAGCCUUAAGAAUACUUCCUUCUCAAAUUGCAUUUUAAACCUUUCAUCUACAGAAAGUAACUCUUCCCACACUAAUAUUCAACUGCCAAACAGCAGUUCAGAGCGGGUUGCUGAAGUGGCUAUCUAUCUAAAGGACAGCAAAAACACUAUGGUCAUUCUCACCACACCUUUGGAUAUGCAAACAAAGAACUGGAGCUAUGAUGGCAAACAUGAACUGGUGCCAGUGGAGUUCCCAGAUCACAUGAACAAAUAUAUAACAGACAAGCAACCAAAUAGUGCAAAAGAAGACAAAGAAGAGAAGAAAAACACAUAUCUAAAAAGGGUGACACCCAUGAAAGGGUAUGGCAUGAAGACAAAAAAGAGAAAGGAGUACAAACCGCAAAUUUCUAAUGGCAUCUCUCAAAGAGGCUUCUCUCCACGAGGCUUCUCUCCACGGGGUUUUGCUCCCUCUCAGUUAACACCAAGGACUACCAAGCCCAUCUCUGAAGAAGAAGACAUGAGUCUAAAAGACAUAGUCAUAGGUGUUCCCAGGAAUGACUUCAGUGGAUAUGACAUAUAUGUUCAUUAUGAGGAGCAGGAUUUUGAUGUUGAGAACAUCCCUGAUGACAAUGGAGAAUAUGAAUAUGUUGAAUACAAAGACCCAUAUGGUAAACCGGCUCAAACAGAAGCUGAUGUACUUGAUGAAGUAACUAAAUAUUCUUUGCAAAUGGCUGGCAAAAAGUCCAGGGUCUACUUCAUUACUGCUGAAGAAGUUAACUGGGAUUAUGCAGGCUAUGGACAUAGGAGGGAAGAUAAAUCCUCAGUGAAGGAGAGGCCUACACUGUUCAAGAAAGUGCUGUUCAGGUCAUAUUUGGACAGCUCCUUUACAACCCCAGACUCUCGUGGAGAAGCUGAUGAGCAUCUUGGCAUCAUGGGUCCAGUCAUUAAGGCUGAAGUUGGUGAAACCAUAUAUGUAGUGUUUAAGAAUCUUGCCAGCCGCCCAUACUCAUUACAUGCAAAUGGGGUGUCAUAUAGCAAAAAUAUGGAGGGGCUGAAUUAUGAAGAUGGCUCACCUUACUGGUACAAGUACGAUGAUGCUGUUCAACCCAAUAAAACUUUUACAUAUAUUUGGACAGUAAAUGACAAAGUGGGGCCAUUAAACGGUGACUCUGGCUGCCGAAUAUGGGCCUACUACUCUGGCAUAAAUCCUGAGCGCGAUAUCCAUUCUGGACUGAUCGGGCCUCUUCUGGUUUGUAGCAACGGCACCCUCUCUAAAAAUCUAGUAGACAGACAAGACUUUAUUUUACUUUUUAUGAUGUUUGAUGAGAACAAGAGCUGGUACUAUAAGGAAAACUGGGAGAUUCUCAAGAAGACAAACAAAAGAGCAACGAUGGACCCAAAUUUCGAUAACAAUAUCAAAUUUUAUGCCAUCAAUGGUAUUGUAUACAGUCUUAAAGGACUCCGCAUGUACGCUAAUCGGCUUGUACACUGGCAUCUUAUAAACAUGGGCUCUCCAAAAGACUUCCACAGCAUUCAUUUUCAUGGCCAAACAUUCGUUAAAAAGCAUAAUGACCCCCAUCGUCAGGGAGUGUUUCCACUUUUACCUGGAGGUUUCGCAACCUUGGAGAUGUGGCCCUCAAAGCCAGGGCUCUGGAUGUUGGAGUCUGAGGUUGGAAUCGCCCAGCAGAGAGGGAUGCAGACCCUAUUUUUAGUGCUGGACAAUGAAUGUGACCACCAACUUGGUCUGAUUUCUGGAGCUGUUAAAGACAGCCAAAUAACAGCAUCAGAUUCUAGAGACUACUGGCUUCCCAAUUUGGCCAGACUGCACAAUACAGGAAAAUACAAUGCAUGGAGUACAACAAAGCUAAACCAGUGGAUUCAGGUAGAUUUCCAACGGCCAGUGGUAAUCAGUAAAAUAGCCACACAGGGAGCCAAACGACUCUUCACAUCUCACUAUGUUCUGAACUACACAAUUUUCUACAGUACAGACCGCAAAAGAUGGAGUUGGUAUAAGGGAGACAGCAAAACUUCAAAAAAGACUUUUGAAGGCAAUAGAGGAGCCCAUGAAGUGAAGGAGAAUAUAUUCUUCCCACCUAUUAUUAGCCGUUACGUGAGGCUUUACCCCUCACAUUCAUAUAAUUAUCCAACUGUUCGCAUGGAGUUCUUUGGAUGUGAGCUAGAUGGCUGUUCUGUACCCUUGGGAAUGCAGAGUGGAUAUAUAAAUGAUCAUCAGAUCACAGCCAGUUCUGUUGCUACCAACUGGUAUUCUAGCAGUUGGCAGCCUUGGUUUGCCCGCCUUGAUAAACAAGGAUCCCUCAAUGCUUGGCAGGCUAUGAGUUAUGACACAAAGCCAUGGCUCCAGAUAGCACUUAAGGAUGUCAAGAAGAUCACUGGAAUUGUUACCCAGGGAGCAAAGUCACUGAAUACAGAGAUGUUUGUAACCACUUAUGUUUUAGAGUACAGCGAUGAUGGAAAGAAAUGGAUCAAGUACUCAGAUAACGAGGACUAUGAAAUGAAGAUAUUCAUGGGCAACUCUGAUAACAAUGGCCAUGUGAAGAAUUAUAUCUACCCUCCAAUAUUCUCCAAAUAUAUCAGAAUUCUUCCUACAAAAUGGCAGAACUCUGCCACCAUGAGGAUUGAACUACUGGGAUGUGAUUUUUGA